Brachypodium distachyon (stiff brome) is the source of this 1454-nucleotide messenger RNA. RefSeq names its product probable carboxylesterase 15. Gene Ontology annotation, molecular function: hydrolase activity. The transcript has a single exon. Bases 147 to 1172 code for a protein of 341 amino acids. Lineage: Eukaryota; Viridiplantae; Streptophyta; Magnoliopsida; Poales; Poaceae. The record is from RefSeq and is a predicted model, not a curated record.
UCACAGGUGAGUGACAUGUGACCAGCUCACAGCCUGGCCUUCUCUCCUUCUAUAAAUCCGGCUCAUCCAUCAGUUCAGAAGAAUCGCAGCAACCCGCUACCUUCUUCCGACGGCAUCGGUUGGACCGAUCGACCCAUCCGACCACCAUGUCCAGCUACACGGCACCACAAGCGCAAGCGCACGUGGUGGAGGAUUUCUUCGGCGUGGUGCAGCUCCGCAGCGACGGCUCCGUGAUCCGCGGCGACGAAUCCGUCCUCUUCCCGCCGGAGCAGUACCCGGAAGUCCCCGGCGUGGAGUGGAAGGACGUGGUGUACCACGCGGCGCACGGCCUCAAGGCCCGCGUGUACAGGCCGUCGUCCCCGGUGGCCGCCGAGAAGGAGGAGAAGAAGCUCCCGGUGCUCGUCUACUUCCACGGCGGGGGCUACUGCCUCGGCUCCUACGCGCAGCCGUCCUUCCACGUCUUCUGCCUCCGCGCCGCCGCCGAGCUCCCCGCCGUCGUGCUCUCCGUCCAGUACCGCCUCGCCCCCGAGCACCGACUCCCCGCCGCCAUCCACGACGGCGAGGGUUUCCUCUCCUGGCUCCGCGCCCAGGCCGAGACCCGCAACGCCGACCCAUGGCUCGCGGAUUCGGCCGACUUCGCCAGGACCUUCGUCUCCGGCUGCUCCGCCGGCGCCAACCUGGCCCACCACGUCACCGUCCAGGCCGCCGCCUCCUCGGGGAUCAUUGAUUCCUCCCCGGUGCCUUUUCGGAUCGCGGGGUUCGUCCUCCUGUCCGCGUUCUUCAGCGGGGUCCAGCGCACGCCGGCCGAGAUCGACCUGUCGCCCGCGGACGUGUCCCUGACGGCGGACAUGGCCGACCAGCUCUGGCGCAUGGCGCUGCCGGCGGGGGCCACCAGGGACCACCCGUUGGCCAACCCGUUCGGCCCGGAGACGGAGAGCUCGGGUUUUAUUGCGGCGGUGGAGCUCCCGCCGGUGCUCGUUGUGGCGCCCGGCAUAGACGUGCUCCGCGACCGCGUGCUCGGGUACGCGGCGGCGAUGAGGGAGCUGGGGAAGGACGUCGAGCUCGCCCGGUUCGAGGGGGAGCAGCACGGCUUCUCCGUCAGCCGCCCGUUCAGCGACGCCGCCGACGAGAUGAUGCGGCUGCUCAGGCGGUUCGUGUACCAACCGAGGUGACAGACAUGUGGUCUCCUGAACCUGAAGUCCUGAUGCUUCUCUACUCCUUUUUAGAAUAAACAGUCUGAAACAUUGUGAUACGGAGUGGUUCUCAGAAUAAACAGUCAGAAACUGUAUGCUGGAUUUCGUUGCUGGAUUCUUCGUAUUCAAAGUCAAAGAGUAGAACUGCGCUCUGCAUUUCCGUGUUGUUUAACUAUGGAUGCAGUGAUUGUCUUGCAUCUGCUUCGAGCUCUAUUUUCUGGUUGGAGUGUUGGACUCAGUACUGGUUCCGACUUUGUUCAA